This is a messenger RNA of Lingula anatina, 2736 nucleotides long. RefSeq lists its product as uncharacterized. NCBI's taxonomy places the organism in Eukaryota, Metazoa, Brachiopoda, Lingulata, Lingulida, Lingulidae. The record is from RefSeq and is a predicted model, not a curated record.
AGCACCUUGUUUUGUGAGUCGACUUGACUAGGGUUGAAGGUUUAAAUCAGGUAGCACAACGCAGGUAGAAAGGGGUCCCCGGUUUCCGCGGUAUAUGCAUAUUCUAUCAUAAUAAUUGUGACUAAAAGGAAGGAAAGUUCGGAAAAACACCAUCGCUUGCAACAGAUUAAGACGCAACAAGAUGAAUAAGAUUCAGCUUAUGAUCGGCUUGGGAGCCGUUAUGGUCAUGUGUGGAAUGACCAACGUGGAUGGUCAACCAGGUCGCGGACGAACGAAAGCGCCGGCCUGGUUGGAACGACUCGACACCCGCCAGCAGAAUGCCCGUCGUAUGUUCAAGGAAAAAGUUAAUAACAGGACAUUCAACACUACAGAAGGAAGUCUGCGGGCUUCUCGCUGGGGAAAUUUCACCAUCAGCAAGUCGAAGAAAAACAUCGACAACGACCGCAACAGCACUACGUUUUCGGUUUGCCAAAUGGCAGAGAAAACCCGCUCGAACAGAGGACUAGGUAGAAAACUGGGAUGGGAAUUGGGAAGGAGAGGAGGGCCAUCUGCGAAUUUCAACUCCACGAUGCAGAUGAUGUACAACAUGUCUCAACCCGAGCCCACAGUGUAUGGGGGCCUGAAAGCCUGGGCAUUCGACAUGGAAACCAGCCUCCCCAGUGGCGCCAACAUCACCGUGAGCGUGUACAGGUUUAACGAAACUGGGAACUUCACAGACGAGGACGGCGUGGUCACGCCCAUCACCCGGGGUGACGUCAAAUUCAAUAUGGAGCUCAGUGGGUUUGAGCUGUGUAAUGGUAAUGAUACAGCGUGUAACGACACUACGGAGUUUCUUGACGUCGACUUCUGCGUAGGAAGCCGUGAGGAACCAAAAGCAAGGAGGGGCUCCCCAAAGAACGCUGUAGGCCGCGUGAAAGAUAUAGUGCUUGGAAAAAGUAACAUCACAAUGGAGGACAAGGCAUACAUAGAUGGCGCCAAACACGCCAUGGCGGAGGGAUAUCCGAAGAUCGUAAGAGUGGGAAACAAGUGGGCGAUAAGGGUCCGUUUCCCUCGUUUUAACAGCACCGUGCUCUACGAUCCCAUCAUAAGCCAAGGAGAAGCAGAUGAAGUGGCCUCUUUAAUUUCUGGAGGAAGACAAGUCGCCCUCAGUUCAAUUCUUGUCUGCCUGUGCGCCGCCUUUUUAUCGUCUGCCAUGUUUUUGAUGAAAUGGUAAUUGGUUCUCUAAAAUCAUUCAUUUUUUAAUCUCAUGUGAAAUGUAAGUUAAGUAUAUCAAACAAUUAAUGACUUAUCUCAGUUCGAAAAUCUUUGGAGAUUUGUUCAGAUUGAAAGAGUAACCUACGAACAGUGGAUGUGCAUAGGGCCUAUAUAUUUUUUUAAGUAGAAUAUAAAAUGGAUUUUCCCUUGAGGUUGAUCGUUAGGCAAUUUUCUUAUAAUGAAAGAAUUUUUUUGCAUGAAGAAAUGUGUGAGUAGAUUAAAUAUAUAUUAUAAAAUGAGGGAGGGGGUUAAUAUGAGAAAGCUUUGGCAAAGGACAAGUGAAUCCUGUAUAUAGCAAGUAGGCCUAUAUCCUGUAUAACCCACACAAAUCAAUGGAAAACUGACGUUUUUUACCAGUUCAAUAUUUUGUAAUGUUUUAAUAUUAAAUGUUGUAAUCAUUUUAUAAUAAUCGGUUUAUAAAGGAAAAGUAUAGGAAUAUAUAACACCCUGUCUAUUAUUGAAAUGUGUCUAUAAAUCAAUAGGGAAUAAGACAUUUAUCGCAUUGUCACAACAUUCAAAUUACAUUUAUAACAGCCUUGGUUUUUCUGGUCAUGAAAAACUGCCAAAGUUCAUGAAGUAAAUGUUGUGAGAAAGUGGGAAAAGCACCAAUUAACGCUUAUGUAAAAAGGGAGCUUAUCGUAAAUGACUCGAGAGCAAUGUCGUUGAAACCAUAGACAUUGCACCGAUAUUGUGAAAACAGUCAAAUGGCCUAUCAAACGACAUACCUUUAGGAAUUCUCAUCGCAGAUUAACUUUUUACUUAUCACGUUCUCAGGGUAGUUGGGUAGGCCUGGUUCUGACUCUUGCAUAAACAUUUAUUUGAAUAGAAGCAAGGCUUUUUAGUUUGCAAAUCCCUGCAGAAGUUAUCAUUUUGUUUUAUACACAAGUUUUUGUUUACAUAUUUGUUAUUUUAUCAUAAAGUGAUGGACUACAUAUUUAUACAAGACUAAGGAAUGUUUGGUAGUAAUGUUACAUGUACAAGCGAAAUGAAAGAUAUAUAAUUAUUUUUUGAAGUUGAGCUUAUAAUUCCCAAAAUAAUAAAUGACUUUCUUACUUUCCUGUAUCUACGUGGGUACUAAAUAUUGUAAUUUGUAGAAAUAUGUCUGAGUCGUUAAUGUGUGCAGUUGAAAUUCAUAUUCUGUAUAGGAAAUCAAUAGGGUUAGAUUAUUUAUAGCAUAUGCCAAGGAAGAGCUGGUUGGAUGACACAUUUUUCUAUUUUUCGUUGAAAAAAUAACUCACUGAACUUUUUUUUUUAAAAAUUACCAUAUACCAACCACUUCAUUAAUUUUUCAUUGGGAUAUUCCAGACUUUGUUAUUCGUAAUCAAGAACAUAUAAUAGGUACAAACGUCUGUCACCUGUUCCGCCCUUUCGGCACUAUGACCGAUGCUUUUUAAGUGUGACAUAGUAUAUAGUCGCCUGUGUUUUAUAUCGUUUUUUGUUUACUUGAUAUUUUUUUUGUAAAUAAAAAAGAAUUAUCUGGGA